Papaver somniferum (opium poppy) is the source of this 1514-nucleotide messenger RNA. RefSeq lists its product as uncharacterized. The record is from RefSeq and is a predicted model, not a curated record. The coding region runs from base 581 to 1138 and encodes 185 amino acids. The transcript is spliced from 3 exons. NCBI's taxonomy places the organism in Eukaryota, Viridiplantae, Streptophyta, Magnoliopsida, Ranunculales, Papaveraceae. Gene Ontology annotation, molecular function: ureidoglycolate hydrolase activity.
CUAGAACUCGAAGUUAAUAUAUUAGCUAAAUAUAUAACCCGUUUACCAAGGAAAAACUUACAGAUACUUUGUAAGAACAGAAAACCUUAACAUGCACCCCACCCUAUUGUAUUUCAAGUUUUGUCAAUUAAAUUUGUUGUUUCAGUAGUUUUGCUCCAGUGAUAUUAAACUUAAUUGGAAAGACACUACACUUCAUAUGUUUGAACCAAUUGGAUUUGUCGUGCCCUUUGGUUACUACAGCGCGAGGUUUGGAUCUUACAUCUUGAUUUUGAAUACAUCCUUAUACAGUUACCUAAAGUAUCAAGAUUUUGAACUCUAUUUUUGUACACAGUUUUCUCUUUAAACAAUGUGAUUAUUGGACCAAUAAUACCAGCAUUAUUUAAUGCAAAGAUUCCGAAUGCACCAGCGCAUCAUAUCCAGCUAUCCUCAGGUUUAUUAUAAAAAAACCUGUAAGAAGUUCACUAAAUUGCAAAAUCAAUGUUAAAAAAUUGUUUGGUAGUUUAUCAUCCUAAUUGAAUAUUAAGGAUGAAGAUGUUCUUCUCACUUCACCCUUGGCCACUAUUCUCUAUCUUUCUCUGGGAUGGCAUCCAUGGUGAAGCUACCUGUCAUCGAUGCAACGCCAACCAAUUUCGCAGAUUUUGGUCAAGUUAUUGAAGCUCUCCCCGAUGACGGUGAAUAUGGGCCUCGAGAUGCUGAGUUAGAUCUCAGCCAUGGGAUUCCAAGGUUAUAUAUAGUGCAUCUGGAAAGAAAACCAUUUAGGUUUACGAAAAUUUCUCAUCAUGCUAAUGUUACUCAAUGCCUCGGUUCAAUUGGUGGUCAUGAUUGGUAUCUUGGAGUUUCUAAGGCAUCUAUUGUUAAACCUGAUGAAGUUAAUGAAAACGUAGGACAGAAAAUUGUGCAAUCAAAAGCUGGCCAUUCUUAUGUUCCUCCUCCACCUGAGGAUGUUCAUAUUUUCCGAUUUUCGGGUCCAAAGUUUGUGAAGCUUCAUAUUGGGACAUGGCAUGUCGGACCUUUGUUCAGAGGGGACUGUAUGGAUUUUUACAUUCUAGAGCUCAGCAAUACUGAUGAAGCGGAUCACACGACGCACAACUUCAAGGAAGAAGAUGGAGUAGUCCUUUCGUUUGAUGAUCAGGUGUAGUGUUUGUGGUGUUUCAGUUAUAAGUCUGUUGAGGCGUAUUUCACCAUUCCUAUCCAAACAAAAUGCUGCUAGCAUUCUGGUUAGAGUUGGGUUAUCUUUUAUUUGCCUGGAGAGUGUGAAAUAAAGAAAUGAUCAUGACAGAUGCAAUUGGUUCUGCCAUGAAACUGUUGCUUGUUUCCUUGUGUUUGUAUUUCCUUGGACUAAGCUAAUGCACAAAAUUUGAAUGUAAAACUUUGGGUUGAUGUUCAGAAUUUGUUUAUUUUCAAAUUUCUCUGUUUGUUCUAUCUUUGGUAUCCCCUGGUGGCUAAAAGUGUCGCCAGUAGAAUACUGAAGAAUGAGUGUUUUAUCAAUGAAAUAAGUUCUUUUUUACAUGGCA